Messenger RNA from Alnus glutinosa, 3149 nucleotides. Its product is annotated as exocyst complex component EXO84C. Bases 787 to 2904 code for a protein of 705 amino acids. The record is from RefSeq and is a predicted model, not a curated record. NCBI's taxonomy places the organism in Eukaryota, Viridiplantae, Streptophyta, Magnoliopsida, Fagales, Betulaceae. Gene Ontology annotation, cellular component: exocyst. Gene Ontology annotation, biological process: intracellular protein localization; Golgi to plasma membrane transport; exocytosis. The transcript has 7 exons.
AAGCAUGUCAAUGAAUGGACUCCAAAAUGAAGAUGGAAAAGAGGAAGGAAAAGCACUAGACGCUCAAUUAAAAAAAAAUGUGAGCAAGAAAGUCAUCUUAAGCUUACACACCAGAGGCUCCAGUCCUUCAAAACCUCUAAUUUGUAUCCCUCCAAGUACUCUGCAUUACACAAACAUUUUAGUUUCUCAAAAAUGUUAUCCACCUACUCUAGUUCCCAAUCUUGAUCAGCUCUAACAAAUAUCAAUUUUCAGUGCAGCCUUCUUGUUGACUAUUCUAUCUAGCUUGUUUAUCAUCAGCUAUGGAGUAUAUAUUGGGAAACAGUAGACUUGAAUGUUCCUCACAUGCGUUUGUCAUGCCCAAAAAAAAUCCUUCUCCCGUUCUCACCAAUUAGAGGUAAAAGAAUAGAAAUUAACCCAAUCAUUCCUAACCCCUUUUUGCAACUGUGAGAACUCCUUACUAAGUGGUGCACCCCUUCUCCCCACUCAUCCCAAAAGGCUCCCUAAAGAAAGUCAUAUUCCAACUUCUCUAAUUGUUUUGCAAAUGAAGCCAGCAUCCCCUUGUCAUGCAUCGUUGCCAAUAAAAGGUGGGAAUACUUGGAGUGCUGUUGGGUGGAAGAUGGUGCCUUCCUAUCUCUUGUGGUGUCUUUGGAGGGAAAAAAAUGACAGAAAUUUUGAGGACAGUGAGAGAUCGUCAGCGAAGCUUGAGUCUUUUUUCUUUUUGUACUCUUUUUACUUGGACAACUACAUUUGUAACUUCUUGGGAGGAUAUCUGAAGAGGCCGUGGAAAUGGAACAUGAAUUGAUUGAGUUGCGAAAGCAUAUCUCAGCUCAAGGGAUCCUUGUGCAGGAUUUGAUGACUGGUGUAUGUUGUGAACUGGAAGAGUGGAAACAAUCUAAUGGGGACAACCAUGAAACUCAGCAAGAUCCUGAAAUUUCUGAACUUCCAGAGCCCUUGCCAAGUGAAACGGAUGACAAGCAGAUGAUAUUUUUGUAUAAUAUUGAUAUUCUCUUGGCUGAACAUAAAGUUGAAGAAGCAUUAGAGGCUUUAGAUGCUGAAGAGAGAAAUUCUUCAGAGCUGAACGGCUUGGGAGAUACUUCAGUAGGUGAAGUAUCAGAGUACAAAUCUGCUUUUUUGGAAAGAAAAGCAAUGCUUGAGGAUCAACUAGUCCAGAUUAUUGAACAGCCUUCUGUUGGUGUUCUGGAGAUGAAGAAGGCCUUAUCUGGUUUGAUAAAACUUGGAAAAGGUCCUUUGGCAAAUCAGUUACUUCUAAAAUCUUAUGGGUUGCGCCUCCAAAAGAGCAUUGAGGUUCUUCUUCCUUCAUGUUAUGUCUGUCCGAGAACAUUUUCGGCCACGUUAUCUAAGCUUGUAUUUUCUGCAAUCUCAUUGACAACAAAGGAGUCUGCUUCAGUAUUUGGUGACAAUCCGAUUUAUACCAACAGAGUUGUUCAAUGGGCUGAGUGGGAAAUCGAAUACUUUGUACGGUUGGUGAAAGAGAAUGCACCCUCUUCUGAGACAGUUUCUGCUUUACAGGCCGCUAGCAUUUGCAUCCAGUCCAGUCUCAACUACUGCUCAAUGUUGGAAUCACAAGGCCUGAAACUGUCAAAAUUACUUUUGGUGCUUUUGCGACCUUACAUUGAAGAAGUUCUAGAGUUGAAUUUCAGACGGGCUAGAAGACUACUUUUCGAUUUGGUGGAGCUUGAUGAGAGCUUGCUAUUCUCUCCUGACUUUGCAGCUUCUUUGUCUGCUUUUGCUACAUCAUCGGAGAGCAUUCUUGUUGAUAGUGGAAAGAGAUUUACGUACAUUGUUGAAGAUAUAUUGAAACAGCUAACCCCCUUGGCUGUUAUGCAUUUUGGCGGAAAUGUAUUAAGUAGAAUCUCACAGCUGUUUGAUAAAUACAUGGAUGCUUUGAUCAAAGCGCUACCAGGCCCUUCUGAUGAUGACAGUCUUACGGAUCUGAAAGAAGCCAUUCCCUUUAGAGCUGAAACUGACUCAGAACAGCUUGCAAUAUUGGGAAUAGCAUUUACCAUUUUAGAUGAACUAUUACCGAAUUCUGUAAUGAUCAUUUGGAAGCAGCAGAAUGAAAGCAAUGAACCAAAAAGUGGACCCAUUGAAAACAUUGUGCCUAGUGCAAGCACUACAAUAGAAUUGAAGGAUUGGAGGCGCCAUCUUCAGCACUCAUUUGAUAAGCUUAAAGAUCAUUUCUGUCGGCAGUAUGUUUUGAAUUUCAUCUAUGCAAGAGAAGGCAAAACACGAUUAGAUGCACGGAUUUACUUGAAUGGGAAAGGAGAGGAUCUGUAUUGGGACUCUGACCCUCUGCCUUCACUUCCAUUUCAGGCAUUAUUUGCUAAGCUGCAGCAGUUAGCGACUGUGGCUGGAGAUGUGUUACUUGGGAAAGAGAAACUACAGAAAAUUUUGCUAGCUAGGCUAACAGAGACAGUUGUAAUGUGGUUGUCUGAUGAACAAGAAUUUUGGGGAGUGUUUGAGCAUGAUUCAGCUCCUCUUCAGCCACUUGGGUUGCAGCAGUUAAUUCUUGAUAUGCACUUCACUGUUGAAAUUGCACGUUUUGCCGGCUACCCAUCUCGGCAUGUGCACCAGAUUGCAUCAGCCAUAAUCGCUCGCGCAAUCAGGACCUUCUCUGCUAGAGGCAUAGACCCACAAAGUGCACUCCCUGAGGAUGAAUGGUUUGUUGAAACUGCUAAGUCAGCAAUAAACAAACUGCUAUUAGGAGCAUCUGGGUCAGAUGUAUCCGAUUUCGAUGAAGAUCACAUAAUUCUACCUGAUGAGAUUGUCACGGAUUCGGAUGACACUGCUUCUUCCCUCUCAACAAUGGAAUCUUUUGAGUCUUUUGCUUCUGCAAGUAUGGGUGAACUUGAUAGCCCUAUGUUCACUGAUCCUGAGGGCUGAAAGUUUCUCCUAUACAAAGGAGGGAAAAAGGUGGACCCAAGUUUUGAGCUGAACAACCUUAACUCUGAUGGUGACAUUUAAGAAAGCUUCAGAUUCAUACAUGUUAGAGGAUAGAUUUUGACUCUGUAGAUUUUGGGUACAAUUGUUGAUUAAAGUUUGCAGUUGGUCAUGUUUCCAUGUAUCAUGUAUCGAUUAUUGAUAAUUAAGAAAUGUUACAUACAAGCAGGAUGAAGCAGUUCUCCCUU